Diabrotica balteata is the source of this 477-nucleotide messenger RNA. NCBI's taxonomy places the organism in Eukaryota, Metazoa, Arthropoda, Insecta, Coleoptera, Chrysomelidae. The record is from the annotation of a GenBank genome assembly.
UUAUGACAAAUGUAUCUUGCCUGUAACUACAUAUGGACUGAAGACCAUGGCCUUUGCAAAGAAAACCUUAGAGCAGCUCAGUACACCCAAGGAGUGAUGGAGAGGGCUAUGCUAGGGAUCAGUUUGAGAGACAGGAUGCGAAAUAUCGACAUUCGGCAAAGAACAAACAUUACUGUUGUCGCAGAACGUAUAGCAAGACUCCAGUGGCAAUGGGUCGGACAUGUUGCUCGAGAUAAUCCCGAAAAAUGGACACAGAGAUUAACAAACUGGAGACCAAGAGAGAACAGGCGAGGAGUAGACAGACCACAGAAGAGUGGGCAAGCAGUGGAUGCGAAUUGUGAAGAGUAGAAAUCAAUGAAAGCAAAUGGAAGAGGCCUAUGUUCAGCAGUGGACGAAUACAGGCUGAAGAAGAAGAAGAAGAUGGGAAAGAAAAAGACAUGAAAAAGAGUAAAAUCGGAGAAGCAGCUCUCAUCCUAC